AGUUCAUCCCUAAACGAAUCAUGUCGAAAAUUAUUUUAUUCACAAUUCUCUUUUGUGCCAUUGCAUUCGAGGCGAAUUCUUUCGUGCACAAUCGUGUUUCCGAAAACAAUUUUGCAAAUAUUCUUCUUAAAUCGAGUGCCCUAAUUCAGGAUAGUCCUCAACGCAGUAUGGAAUGCUUCUCAAUUUAUAUUCCUAAAAUCAACGAAUUAACAGCAAAAUAUGAGUUUGAAUACGAAAUUUGUUUACAAAAUUCCGCUAGUAAUCGCAGUGCUAUUGACAAAGAAGUCGAGGGUGAUCGUAGAGAUUUAGAAAUUUCUACUAUUAAUGUCUGUGGUGCUUUAGAAAAAUGUUCUCAACAGAACUCUACCUAUGAAUCUUUCGAAUGCUACCACGGCGCGUCGUUCGAAACAAUGAAUACCGCUAAAAAUAUGCAAAAUGUUUCUAAGGAUAAAAUGGAAUAUAUGAAAAUGAGAUUUGAAACUAUUGAAUAUAAUCAAAAUCGGUGCACGGAUGAAUGCUCUCGCGAAUAUGUAGACGAAUCUUCAAAGACUUAUGCUGACUUGGAUAAAUGUUUGGCUGGUAUUCCCGUUGAUCCUAAACCACCACAAAUACCCCAACCUACACAAAACCCCCAAACAACUACUCCUCCUACCGAGCAAUAAUAAAUAUUUAGUUCAUAUUUAAUACUCAUCUGCAAAAACGUAAAAAUGUUUAAUAUCUCAAAGUGUUAUAGAAAUUAUAAAAGAGAAAAAACUACGU
Messenger RNA from Calliphora vicina (urban bluebottle blowfly), 759 nucleotides. RefSeq lists its product as uncharacterized. The record is from RefSeq and is a predicted model, not a curated record. Lineage: Eukaryota; Metazoa; Arthropoda; Insecta; Diptera; Calliphoridae. The transcript has 2 exons. Bases 21 to 662 code for a protein of 213 amino acids.